AUGGCAAUCGGGUCACAGAAACAGACGACGUCAAAUCUCGACGUCACAAUUGGAACUCUCCGUCGAUGUCUUGGCAUGGUCGUUACGAGCAACAGAUCCGUUUCCCCUCAGUCCAAAGAGGUACGACCUUUUCAUUCGGAAAUUGCAGUUAUUAUCAAGAAAAAUCGCUGUUUUCCCAUUCAUGAAGCAAUAAAAAAAAAACAGAGAUUUGAAAUUUCAUUUGAGUAGACUUUGCCCUUCUAUAGCCUCGAACGUCACAUAAACUAAGUCUUUUGUGAGAGAUAUUCCCCGACUUUUGUAGCAUUUUCCUUUUUCUAAUGAAGAGUCUCAAGCUUCCUUUAAUAAAAACUUUUAGAGAUUUUUCAGAAUAGUCAAAUUCUGUAGCCCCUACUUCCAUUCGAUGAAAACGUUUCAUACCUAGUUUUUAACUCGAAUCUUCUAGAUUGUUUUCCUCAUAUCCGUUCUUUCCUUGGAACAUGUGGAAAGACUGAGAAAUCGAUUUCGGAAUUUUCCUACCAAUUUCCUCAUUUGAUAUAUUGGUAUAGACCAGAAAGACUAAAUAUUGAGAAAGAAGACGUUUCGGGGCUUUCAGGAAGGCAGCUCAUGUAUGGAGGAAGCCGUACCCGAGCGCUCGAAAUGGCCGCAUUGCCAGCACCUGAUCAGCCACGACGAGCCUCGAGCUGGAGAACAACCCGAGAACAUUCGAAUCGUGCAGUACAAGGUAUCCAAAAAGUAUUUGAACUCCUUUUUCUUAUGAGAGGGAAACACUUACGACUGAUAAAAGAUUUGAACGGUCCUAAAUGAAUACGAAAACAUUUCUUGAAAAGUCGAAGGCGAAGAAAUUGAAAAAUUGAAUAAAUCCAAAAAAAACAGCUCUAAAUUUUUGCAUAUUUAUCAUUUUUUGUGCGUAUUGUAUCUCUUUUUUCAGGACGAAAACCAAAUCGGCGACAUAAUGCGUCUGAUCACGAAAGAUUUGAGCGAGCCCUACUCCAUCUACACCUACCGUUACUUCAUUCACAACUGGCCCGAGUUGUGUCUUCUGGUAUAUAUUUUUUUCUUUUUUUACCCGCACCUCUUGAACCUUGUUACAUGAUAAAACCUCAUUCAUUUCUUUUUUUCUGAUCAGAUGAUUUUUGCGUGACACCACAAAGAAUAUAUAGAGGAACCAGUCUCACUAUCUCUGGUGCUCCCAGAAAAUGGCGAACUUUUGACCGAUUACCUUAUCGUCGGCGCAUUUUUCGGACGCAUUUCUCUUCAGUUUGGCGACGAAACAAUAUUAACGGUUUUUUUCGUAGUUCUACUGUAGGUAAGAGACAUCAAAUGAUAAGAGAAACCAGUAAUUUCCUCUCCAAAUGUGACAGCUUUUUUUUGCGGUCGUUUGCACGUGGCGCCGCCGAAAGUUAUCACGAUCUUAUACCUUUUUGUCACAUUAAGAUAACGUUCCUCACUUGAUCACACGGUAAUAAUAUCUUUUGAAUUCUGCAACGGGAACGGACAAAAUUUUAACUUUUCUGAAAAUUUCGUGUCAGCUUCGAAAUGCUCUUGAGAAAAAAAAUUGAUCCCUGAAUAAGAAUCCGGAAAAAAAAAGAAAAAAUCGAAAAAAAAGAGAAAAAAAUUCAUCCGUGCAUAAAAAUCCGCGUUGGGACAGUAAAAAAAAAUCAGAUUUCUAGUUUUCAAUUUAAUCAGUUUUUAGUCACUUUUUAAAACAUUUUCUUUACUUGCUAAUGAGAAAUGAACCCUAUGCUAUUCUGUUUCACCUAGAGUGGACUGAAAAUUCAAUAAAACUGGAAUUGAAAGAUUUCUUAAUGAUGGAGAGUCCAACACACUUACACGCAGCUCCUUUAAACCUGGCUUAAAAAUCUUUUUUUUUUGUUGCCAAAAAACGGAUAUUUGAGGCCUACGACACGAACCGAUGUUCCUACGUCGGAGCAGUCGUCUGCAAACUCGAGAGAAAUUCGGAAGACCGCCGCAAGGGCUACGUGGCCAUGCUGGCCGUGGAUGAGUCUUGUCGAAGACUCGGCCUCGGUUCGUCCUCCAUAGUCGCUUCCGCCAAUCCUCUCUUCAUUUCUAGGCACGAAGCUUGUGCGUCGGGCCAUUCAGAACAUGCAGGCGCAGGGCUGCGACGAGGUCGUCCUGGAGACGGAAGUCAGCAACAAAAACGCACAGCGCUUGUACAGCAAUCUCGGGUUCAUUCGCGAAAAACGGUUAAUUAGGUGAGCGAAUUAAAAAAGAGCUGCUAUUCUGACGAUCAGCGAAAACAUUUAAGUGAUUGUUUUUUUGACAAGCUAGCGGUGAGCAAAGUAUUCGAACUUGAAAAAAAAAAUGAAAUAUCCUGUAAUGAACUAUGUAUGUAUUCUUCUUCUUUUUGGAAAAAUGAGUUCGAACUUUCAUUCAUUUGUCUGAAACUCGGCGCCAGUAAUGUCCCCGCAAAAUUUCUAAUAGAAUGGAGAACAAUAUUCUCAGAGGUUUUGCCUUUUCAAUGAGAAUUUUCGCAGAGGAUUACGUCUGUAGUGCACGAGAUUGGAUGCGAUGAAAAGAAUCUUUGAGGACGUUUCGAUGUUUGACUUUUUUGAACUUAAGUUGUGAAUUUUUUGACCAAGAAAAUUUAUUAAUUUUGGAAAAAAAACACUUUUUUAAAAAGAUUUUGAGAGAGAUACAACGUUGGACUUUAAAUUUUUUUGCAAUGAAAUAAUUUUGUUUCUACAUUCAGUUAUGAAAUCCAAUACAGAUAGCUUUACGAUGCUACUUUUCUGAUUGGCUGGCCACGCCCUUUUUCAAUGUUGAUGCGAAGCGAGUCCAUCAGAUUCGGCGCUCGUUUGACCAAUUUUCGAAAUCUUGACGGAAUUUCAACAGAAGAAUAGUAUUCUAACUAUACCAAGAUUAUAUGUGAGAGUAAAUCAUAUUCAGAUCAAAAAUGCAAACAUUUUAAACUAACCUUCUACAAUUUUGGUCUUCUCAGUAAAUCUCGCAAAAUUAAAAUAAUCUCGCAAAAUUAAAAUCUUUAUUCAUACCCAAUAUCUUACAGGUAUUACCUGAAUGGCGGCGACGCCUUCAGACUCAAGUUGAUUUUCUCAACCGCCUAUCCUAUUGACGUCUAUUACCAACGGGAACUAGCCAUGCGUCGGUACAGCGACGACGAUCAGUGA
Caenorhabditis auriculariae is the source of this 3146-nucleotide messenger RNA. The record is from the annotation of a GenBank genome assembly. Lineage: Eukaryota; Metazoa; Nematoda; Chromadorea; Rhabditida; Rhabditidae.